UGCUCCGGUAUCUUCCCAGCCGCUCCAUGAGUUUGUUUAAAGAUUUCAAUAAGCGAUUCCUCCAUUUCCUACAGAAGAUUAUCAAAGAGCACUACAAGACCUAUGACAAGAACAAUAUCCGAGACAUCACUGACUCCCUCAUUCAGCAGUGCCUGGAGAAAAAAGUGGAAGCAAAUACUGCCACGCAGAUCCCUAAGGAGAAGAUCGUUAACCUCGUGAACGACCUCUUUGGAGCAGGCUUUGACACCGUGACAACUGGCCUGUCCUGGAGCCUCUUGUAUCUCGUGACGUACCCCAACAUCCAGAAGAAGAUCCAGGAAGAACUAGACCAGACCAUCGGCCGGGAGAGGAGACCGCGGCUGUCGGACCGAGGCACGCUGCCCUACACAGAAGCCUUUAUCCUGGAGAUGUUCAGGCACUCCUCCUUCCUGCCCUUCACCAUCCCGCACAGCACGACCAGGGACACGGUGCUGAAUGGCUACUACAUCCCAAAGGACCGCUGCGUCUUUGUCAAUCAGUGGCAAGUGAAUCAUGACGAGAAACUUUGGAAGGAUCCACUGACCUUCAACCCGGAGCGUUUCCUCAAUGCUGAAGGGACCGAAGUGAACAAAGUGGAUGGGGAGAAGGUGCUGGUUUUCGGUCUGGGGAAGAGGAAGUGCAUUGGGGAACCCAUUGCCAGGUGGCAGGUCUUCCUUUUCCUGUCCACCUUGCUCCAGCAGCUGGAGUUCAGUGUCUGCGACGGCAAGAAAGUGGACAUGACGCCGCUCUAUGGACUGACCCUGAAGCACAAAAGGUGUGAGCACUUCCAGGUCAAGCAGCGCUUCCUCAUGAAGAGCAUCAGCUGAGCAGCGGGCUUAUCCAUUGCCCAGACAUCGCCAGGGGGCAAAGACUUGGGUGUCUUUGUAGCACAGCCGGGGCUGGUACAACUUUAUGGGAUGAUAGAGUAAACUGAAGCCAUUG
Messenger RNA from Fulmarus glacialis (Northern fulmar), 960 nucleotides. Its product is annotated as cytochrome P450 1A5-like. Gene Ontology annotation, molecular function: steroid 17-alpha-monooxygenase activity; iron ion binding; heme binding. The transcript is spliced from 6 exons. The coding region runs from base 27 to 845 and encodes 272 amino acids. The record is from RefSeq and is a predicted model, not a curated record. Lineage: Eukaryota; Metazoa; Chordata; Aves; Procellariiformes; Procellariidae. Gene Ontology annotation, biological process: hormone biosynthetic process; progesterone metabolic process.